GUGCAUGGCAUCAAUGGGGAACGUAGUUUUCCUUUCGGUAUUAAGCAAAUAAAAUUAGAAUGUUUUGAAAUUUAAUUCAAUAAUAUAUUAUAGCAUCCUUCAGUUUUUACAAACCCAUUAAAACUGCUAUGAAACAAUCUCAAGGCUUCUUCUGUUUGAUACUAAGCGCAUUUGAUUAGGAAAAUAUGGCAGCUGUAGACCAAGAGCAACAACAACAGCAGCAGUGUCAGGAAAGGCCUCCAGUCACUCAAUUAGAAUUCCGACAGGCGAUGAGAGACUUUAAAACGAUGUUUCCAGAAAUGGAUGAGGAUGUUAUUGAGGUGGUUCUACGUUCCAACAAUGGAGCAGUCGAUUCCACUAUCGAUCAGCUGCUCACAAUGAGCACGGACAAUGAGAACGAGAAGCUGAGGACAGAACUGGAUGCCACCGAGAAUGACGAGCUGCCCCCUUGCUAUUCACCUUCCACACCACCCCCUUCAUACAAUCAGGCUGUUCCUUAUGCUCAGAGUCCAGCUCAUGCUUUGGCGGCAGGGGAUACCGAUGCAUCGAAUGUGACGCCUCGUGAGGCCUGUGCAAAGCAACCUACUGUACAGCCCCAGCUUCCUACUGAAAAUGGUAGGCUAUCUGAUGUAUCUGAAUGUUCUGAGAUUUCUAUUGAAGCCAGUAGGUCUGAUGUGGCUAUGAAAGUGUUAAAGAAUUGGAAUCCUCCUCUUUUAGGAGAACUUCCCCCUCAAUUUCUAAAAAUCAGUGGCCUAUCUGUUGUACAACCAAGUGUUAAAAAAGUGACUGUGUUGAGCUCGACUGUCCUUCAACAGAGGAUGGAGGAGAAUGAGCGUAAGAGAAAUGACAGCACAUCUGCAAAUGACCCUGAAUUGACACAGUAUUUGGAAGAUGAAAGAAUAGCAUUAUUUCUACAAAAUGAAGAAUUUUUUCAAGAACUGAAAGAUAACAAAGAGUUUCUCUCCACGCUAGAAAGAGAAGUUUCAUCACCUGAAGAGGAGGAAGCAGAUGGGGAAGAGGUGACCGAGGAAUUGGAUUCAGGUUACCCUUAUUGUGAGAGUGCUCAACCUGAAGAAACAGAUGCUGCCUUUAGAGAAAAGUUGAAAAACAUGGGAAAAGUAUCUCGAAAGAAGUUCACCCAGCUAGCAAAGUUGUUUUCAAGGCGAAAAAGACGAUCUUUCAAGCCCAUGUUGGAGGACCCGGAGGCAGAUCUCAGACCAUAGAACGGUCAAAGAUGGAUUCAUCCUAGGGCUCAUCAUUCUACACAAAGUGUGCUUAUUAGUGUCAUAUUAUAUAUUUACAUAGAGGAAUUAAAUUUUUUUCCCCACUGAAUAUCUUUGCAUGUAAUUGUGUAUUUUGGAUACAAUUCAAUAUAUUGCUUUUGUGCUCU
Parasteatoda tepidariorum (common house spider) is the source of this 1390-nucleotide messenger RNA. Its product is annotated as CUE domain-containing protein 1. NCBI's taxonomy places the organism in Eukaryota, Metazoa, Arthropoda, Arachnida, Araneae, Theridiidae. Gene Ontology annotation, molecular function: ubiquitin binding. The record is from RefSeq and is a predicted model, not a curated record.